AUGUUCUCCGCUGUGGAGCAAGAAGUAGAAACAGUUCUACGCUCCCACUGUCUAAACACUAAGGCGAAGCAUGGUGUCUUUCGGGAUCUCUUAGAGUCCGAAGUCGUACGCUUUAUGGCGUCCAGCGGAGUCGACGGAGCUCUUUACUGUGGACAAAAGUUGGACAUCGCGGGCAAAUCUUGGAAGGAUCGCUACGAAGUGGCUUCUGACGACUGCGAUUGGACCAGGACUAAUGAGGGAAGUUUGAGUUGGUUAGCAUUCGCCGUCAAGUCACUACACCUUAGUGACGAGAAUUUAAGCGACAAGCUGCCCACCAAGUAUUGGUGUUUCGAAUUGGAAGAGCAGGAAAAGCAACGUACGGAGUUCCUUGUCAUCGUCUCCCAUGUUCAGCCUGGAUAUGUUACGCUUCUCCCGCGGACCGUGUUCGAGACUGCGGUGGCCGAGAUGUCCGGACCCUUAAGUCAAUACCAGCGGGGGAGUUCAGUUCCGACACUAUUUCAACCGUACACGUUUCCGCAAGAGCUACUACGCGACGCAAUGAAGAAUGUCCGUGAUGCAGCUUUGGGACUCAGAGACUAUGUCGUUCCUUUCACCGGCGUGGUGGUUCGCAACUGGAAACCAAAGCUGACAUCGCUUGAUGAUAUCGGUUACAUUAAUAUAACAACCAUGGCCGAUGAUCCAAACAUUAGCGCACUGGCCCAUUUCGAUAUGGGAGUCGAGGAUUCUGGAGUCGAAGGUGUCUCAUGGGAUUUCAUACAAGCCCUGCCAUACGUCGGUGAUGCUCUCCUGCUUGGUCCAAAUGAAGAAAAGUUCGGCGUGAUUAUGGAGGACGAUUCAGUCAUCGAGGAUGGCCCGAACAUAAUCAUUGACAACUCUGUUUGGGGCAAGGACGCACUCAAGAAAGGCAAGUCCCACCCAUAUCGGACCGUCCACUUCGUUUGGGUUAUCAACAGAGGAAAAGGAUACGGAUAUUGGAUACCCGCGAGCCAGAUCCAGCAAGAAUGGGCCUUGAGUGUGGGGACAAAGCUCGAGGUUCCCUCGGCACAACUCAGUGAGUUCCGUGUCGACCUCAGGCGCGACGACUGGUUCAAGCACGUCUGGGAGAACAUCAUAUCGGUAUAUGCGAAUCCUCUUGACCUCGAUCGGUUUGAUCAAAUGUUUCCUGUCUUGCCCAAGGAAACGUCCGACAUCCGCAAGAGUAACGCCGAGGGCGAGCAUGGUAACAUGGGUACCGAAGAGAACAAGGUGGACAAGAGACUAGAAGGUUUGCUGCAUACCGGUCGCUCAGCUCCUGAUCGCCUUUAUCAAGCUAUGCUCCAAUCAUGUUCGUCCACGGGUGAAGGCAUGAUUCUUCCCUUGGGCCCGUUGAACGAAGACGGAAACCCGAACUUUGUCUUCUUUGACUGGACCUGGAGUGACAAGGACCGCAAAGAGUUUUCCGAAAACGGCCGUCUUCCCCAAUGCUUCGAUCAUGAAGUCAUGGAUCCAGCCAUGGUUCAUUGUCUUCCCAUUCUACUCUACCAUACCUACAGCAGGGAGCACCCCCGCCAUUCGACCGUAAAAGCACAAGACCUACAGGAUCAGAAAUUCCCAUACCUUUUGUUAUGUGAAAUCCUUCCACCGGAUGUUACCAUGGAUCCUCAACCCUGCUACUUCAUCCCCAGCAAGGUUAUGGCUAUCCCGAAGAAGACGCAGGAGGUGGAAGCCCUCGACGCCUAUCUUCCCAGAGAGCGACCUCUGUCUUCUUAUACACUCUCUGACAAGGAGCUGCACCACGCUAUCAUGACCAUCAUGACCAAGGACCCUCCUGACGAGCCAGUAUCGAUUGGAAAGUCAUCGGUAACGCCUUGGGAUUAUAUAGCGGCGUUUAGACAGACGCCGAGCAGUUCGUCAGGUAAGGAAACUGAGGGUUGA
This is a messenger RNA of Aplosporella prunicola CBS 121167, 1914 nucleotides long. RefSeq lists its product as uncharacterized. The record is from RefSeq and is a predicted model, not a curated record. The transcript has a single exon. NCBI's taxonomy places the organism in Eukaryota, Fungi, Ascomycota, Dothideomycetes, Botryosphaeriales, Aplosporellaceae. Bases 1 to 1914 code for a protein of 637 amino acids.